AGAAAAUCCAGCGCCGCUUGGACUCAUUCCUGAUGCCCAACCUGGAGAUAGCGACCAAGUUCAUACUGACGCCCGACAUCCACGACGCCAUUCUGAUCCAGGGCGUCGCUAUCGAUAGCGAGACGCAGGAGUACCUGGUCGGACCCAUGUACGUGCCUCGCACCACUCGCAGGCUCAGCUUCCCUGGAAUCUUUCACCACCGGGUGAGGCCAGUGGUGAUAGUGAUGGCCGACAAGCGCUAUCGCUUGCCAGCCGAGAUUGACUGGUUGCAGCCCACCGAAGGCGGUGAUAAAAACUACGACGAGUACAUGAACCAGGAGUUCGGACAGGAGCAGAUGUACAUCCAGGAGGACUACUGACCUGCUCCGGAUGGCUCGCCCGUUAGAAGCCGGCGUCAUCUGCGCCUUCGUGAAGCGUCUGUAAAUAACGUUUAGCGAAAAUGUACACCGCGGAAAUUCGCGAAACGAAACGUGGGCGGUUACCCCCGAGUGCGCAUUUUCUUUGUGUGUGUGCGCGCGCGAUGAUUUUCACAAGCCAAAUGAAAGCGAGUUAGUGAACUCGCGGGCUUGAAACUUAAUUCGUUUUUCAUUGUUAUUUCUGGUGGUCAUUGCGUUUCGAAUUCUAUUUAAUAGUAUUCGACGAUCGGUUAUCUACAUAGUGAGCAAAGCACGACGGUACGUUCA
Molecule: messenger RNA, 683 nt
Organism: Dermacentor andersoni
Lineage: Eukaryota; Metazoa; Arthropoda; Arachnida; Ixodida; Ixodidae
Source: RefSeq, a predicted model, not a curated record